GUGCGGCCCGAGGCGGAAGCGGCGCCGGCGCGGAACCCGCUCUGCAGCGGCGAUGGCUGCGGGUGUCCCCUGCGCGCUGGUCACCAGCUGCUCCGCCACCUUCACCGGGGAUCGGCUGGUGCAAUAUAUCCUUGGAACAGAAGAGCCUGUUGUGGAAACAACUCCCAGCGAUGCCGUGAGGUUUUACCCCUGGACCAUCGAUAACAAGUACUACUCUGCAGAGGUGAAUCUGUGCGUGGUGCCAAGCAGGUUCCUGGUCACCGCCGAGAUCGCGGAGUCAGUCCAGGCGUUCGUGCUUUACUUUGACAGCACACAGAAAUCGGGUCUUGACAGUGUCUCUUCAUGGCUGCCUCUGGCAGAAGCAUGGUUGCCUGAGGUGAUGAUCCUGGUCUGUGAUCGAGUGUGCGAAGAAGGAGUAAACCGACAAAAAGCUCAAGAGUGGUGCAUCAAACAUGGCUUUGAGCUGGUGGAGCUCAACCCAGAGGAGCUGCCUGAUGAAGAUGAUGACUUCCCUGAAUCUGUAGGCGUAAAACGGAUUGUACAAGCGUUGAAUGCCAAUGUCUGGUCCAAUGUCAUGAUGAAGAGUGACAGGAGCCAGGGCCUCAGCCUUCUCAACUCACUGGCUGGAGCAAACUGCAGCAUUGGAUCAGCAGAGAGCUGUCACUCCGAGCAGCAGGUGCCGAUGCCAGCAGCUGAGAUGACAGAGUCCCUCCCUAGCCAUCGCAGUGGUGCCUGUGGCUCAGCAGGCGCACAGGUUGACAGCAUUGUGGAUCCCAUGUUAGACCUGGAUAUUCAGGAAUUAGCGAGUCUUACCACCGGAGGAGGAGAUCUGGAGAACUUCGAGAGACUCUUUACAAAGUUAAAGGAAAUGAAAGACAAGGCUGCGACGCUUCCUCAUGAGCAAAGAAAGUUGCACGCAGAAAAGGUGGCCAAAGCCUUCUGGAUGGCCAUCGGAGGAGACCGGGAUGAGAUCGAAGGCCUUUCUUCUGACGAGGAGCACUGAAUUCUCCUGCUAGGUCUGACUGACACCGGUGCCAGCACUGUGUGCCCAAAGCGCUUUCUUUCUCAGUCGGGUUCUGUUUUGCCGAGAUUGCCCUUAUCAUGCUGGCUGGCCGUCUGACUGGAUUUUGGGGUCCCUUUAACUGAUCUUUUAGAAAGGAGCUAAGGAGAAAUCUUUGCUCCCGCGGCAUAGGUGGACAAGGUGUGAAAUAACAGUAUCAAGACAACUUCAGAUCUCCAUUCUUCGCUAAAGGACCAGGGUAGAGCGGGGCCCAGCAAUCUAUAGUAUAAGAGGGCCGAGUACGUAAGAGCACACUGUGAUCCCAGCUCCUGGAGGCUGAGGCCAGCCCUGGGC
Acomys russatus (golden spiny mouse) is the source of this 1354-nucleotide messenger RNA. It is a transcript of the gene Aagab, whose product is annotated as alpha and gamma adaptin binding protein. Bases 53 to 1003 code for a protein of 316 amino acids. NCBI's taxonomy places the organism in Eukaryota, Metazoa, Chordata, Mammalia, Rodentia, Muridae. The transcript is spliced from 10 exons. The record is from RefSeq and is a predicted model, not a curated record.